AUGCUGCUAUUUCAAGAAAUCUACUGCCCGGAACAGAUUGUAAUACCAGAAAAUUUCCAUAUUACGCUCAAGCAAUAUGCCAAAGCGGUCAUCCGAACGCAGCCAUUUGAUUUAUUACGAUGGUCGGCCGCAUAUUUCCGAUGUUUGGCGCUCAGCGUUCAACCUCCGGUAAAAUCACGUUACGAACCGCCCGAGCGACAUGGGAAGCUUACCAACGGAAUUGUUCGAGUACUGAUUGAUCAGCUUGGUAAAGGUUAUUACGUGCACAAGAGGAUCCUUUUGGAGAAGUGGGAAGGUUUAUGUCUUCCGGAAGAAGACUUAUUAAAUGUUCUGUCACUGCUUCGGAUGUUGAGUUGGUCCCAACUACACUGGCUGAAGAUAGUCGCCGUUUUCAUUGGUCAACUGUGUAAAGACUUUGAGAGAACCGCAGAAAUGAUCUGUGAAAUGUUAACCGAAGAUCCGGAGGGAGGAGCUGCGUCGAUACCAUACUGGAUGUUCCGAGAGUGUUUUCUUGCUGUGGCCGAUUUGGAUUGCGGCUCCACACAAAAGUUUGUGAACGGAAGGAAAGUUCUUGAUGAGGAUACCGGUGCUCUGGAGGAGGAACAGAUGCCGCCCACCCUGCCGAAAGUUGUGUCAACAAUUUCAUUUAAAAAUGCCAUUAUUGACAAGUACCGUUCCACGCUAGAGCAUGAACCUGAACAGCAACAUUCUGCGCUAUCCCACAACAUCAACAUUGGCGACAACGAUCAACUUUCGGCACCGUCGGCCGUUCCCUCGAGGCUUGAAUCUGAUUUUAAGUUUUUCGGAGACGACACCGAUGCACGGGAAGUUCUCCGCCGUGCACCAGACUUUGACAGUGUGAUAGUCUUGCUGAGGCGACUUCGGGGAGGUGGGGUCAUUUCGAUGGUCAGCGAGAGCAAUCUGACGAAGGCUGCUCUGGAACGAACUCAAGAACGCUCCAAACAAAUCGAGGAACUUAAAGUUUCAAUCAGUGAAGAGGAGUACAGAAAACUGAAGGAACAGGAACGCCAGGAGCUGCUGAAGGAAAUGGGACCACCGUGGUUAAUGUUGUAUCUGUUCUCACAAGACUGCUCCCGCACGAAAUCGUUCAAUUACGUCGAACAAAGCUCAACCUCCAUCUCAGACGAUUCCGUUUCGGCAUACUCGAUGGAGAACAUUUACGAGGACACACUGGAGUUGGAUCCUGGUGCUGCGUUCGGACGAGAGCGUCGUAAAUCUAGCUUCUCACUCCCGGUAACACUUCGGGCAAGGAUGAGCGUUAGUUCUCAUUCGGCUGCCUUCAUUACGAAUGAAAUCCUCUCGAAGGUUGUCUGCUCCAUCGACCAGGCCAUCAUUGACGGCGAGUGUGAUCUAUCGGUCGGCUCAAUAGCAAAUUUCCUCGAGCAAAAAUCUAACACUAGCGAGGAAUUUAUUUCGCCAGCCGAUCACGAGAAGCUUCAGUCGUUUCUGAAGGAAGCGGAAAGCCGUGAACUGGUGGUAAAAGACAUUAAUGAGCUGUAUAACUUUUUUGUAAGCGAAAGUUUCCAGCACGCCUUGCAGAGCAAUCUGAACGAACCGCACCAGAAAGAGAUAUUUAGCAUCUUCGGAGAAAGCGGUAUCGAAGUAGAUGCGAAUCUGCUGGAGGCUAAAAUAUCGGACAACAUGAUUUUGGGCCUGGUUGCUCCACCACCAGUCCGGGAACCUCCAGAAGAUGCAAACGAUCAAACUGAGACCGUGGAACCUCGUUCAUUGUUACCGACGCCCUCAAUGGAUACGCUCGUGCCAACUGCCUACGAAGGUACAACACAAACCGAUCCGAUCGAAAUAGCAUGUGUGCAGCGUAAAAUACCGCUUGUUCCAACGGAUGAUCAACGUAUCACGUACAAAUGCAAAAUUUCCCCCAUACCAGGCAUCGGUAGCCCAAUGAAAGAGAGUGUACGUGAUGCAUUCCUUGCAUAUCUAGCACAACGGUCCAUAGACCAACAAGGAUUAAUUUAUCCACGCAAUUUUCGUGAGACUCGUUGUCCUCGAAUUGAUUAA
Molecule: messenger RNA, 2040 nt
Organism: Anopheles marshallii
Lineage: Eukaryota; Metazoa; Arthropoda; Insecta; Diptera; Culicidae
Exons: 7
Coding region: 1-2040 (679 amino acids)
Source: RefSeq, a predicted model, not a curated record